Pterocles gutturalis (yellow-throated sandgrouse) is the source of this 402-nucleotide messenger RNA. RefSeq names its product V-set and immunoglobulin domain-containing protein 4-like. The coding region runs from base 1 to 402 and encodes 133 amino acids. The record is from RefSeq and is a predicted model, not a curated record. Gene Ontology annotation, biological process: negative regulation of T cell proliferation; negative regulation of macrophage activation; negative regulation of complement activation, alternative pathway. The transcript has a single exon. Lineage: Eukaryota; Metazoa; Chordata; Aves; Pterocliformes; Pteroclidae. Gene Ontology annotation, molecular function: complement component C3b binding.
AUGGGAUCCACCACUUUGCCGUGUACCUACGAGCCUGCAGAAGGUUUCACCCAGCAAACCCUCAUCUGGAGCCUGGAGCGGGACGGCAGCAGCUCUGCCAUCUUUUGGAGGGAUGACUCUGGUGACCACGUCUUGUUGUCUCAGUUCCGAGACCGGGCCAGCGUCCCAAAGCACAGCCCUGGGGAUGCCUCGCUCCUCAUCGAGCACCUCGAAAUCCCUGACAGCGGCCACUACACCUGCCAGGUCACCUGGAGGUCUAAAAACAACAGCUUGGUGACAAAGGAGGUGACCACUAUGGUUAAAGUUGUCAAAGGUAAACCCAGCAAUUACGUCCUGCCCUUGUGCAUCCAGGCUGAUCCCCAGAGCCUGCAGGAGAAGCAGCGCUGGUGGAAUAGUCUUUAA